This is a messenger RNA of Anopheles arabiensis, 883 nucleotides long. It is a transcript of the gene Gpa2, whose product is annotated as thyrostimulin alpha-2 subunit. Bases 250 to 615 code for a protein of 121 amino acids. NCBI's taxonomy places the organism in Eukaryota, Metazoa, Arthropoda, Insecta, Diptera, Culicidae. The transcript is spliced from 2 exons. Gene Ontology annotation, biological process: cell surface receptor signaling pathway. The record is from RefSeq and is a predicted model, not a curated record. Gene Ontology annotation, molecular function: hormone receptor binding.
GCCAUCGCUUUCGGAGGCCAUCAGUGGCGUGCCAGUCUGCUUACCGUUAGCACCGGGUAACAAGGAUGAGUUCGGGCUCCUAACAAGCGCACCAAAGCAACAGAGUUUGCCCGCCGGGCCCAUUACCGCCUGCUAGUAACUAUAAGGAUAAUACUGUACGUUUUCCGCAUCAGGUAGAACUCGGUAGUGGUGAUCCAACAGAGCGCCGUCGGUUGUGUGGCUGCGGAACUCGGUAGUUUGGAAACGAAAAUGUCAUGGCUUCGCUUCGUGUCGGUUAUGUUCUGUGCGUUCAUGCUGGUGAAGGCGCGCGAAACCUGGCAGAAACCGGGAUGCCAUAAAGUGGGACACACGCGAAAGAUAAGCAUCCCGGAUUGUGUCGAGUUUACCAUCACGACCAAUGCGUGCCGCGGGUUCUGUGAAUCGUUCGCCGUACCCUCGGCACCGUUUGCACUGGUAGGCCACAAACCACCGCAACCGGUAACGUCCGUCGGUCAGUGCUGCAACAUCAUGGAAACGGAGGACGUGCGGGUGCGUGUGCUGUGUAUCAACGGCAUCCGGAAUCUGACGUUCAAAUCGGCCACCAACUGUUCCUGCUACCAUUGCAAAAAGGAUUAAUUAGGGCUGGAGCGGUCCGGGUGGACCGCCAAGCGCUCGCUCGUUGUGAGCAUGUGAGCAGCGUGCGUGUUCCCGCGUGCGACACACGUGCGUUUUAUUUACCUCUGAGCCACUUGCUUGGAACCGACAAAGGGAAAGGUUUCGCAUACAGCUGCUGCUACUAGUGCUCUACUGGAUAGUGUACAAAACAAUAUUACAUGAUGCUAUAUACAUAUACAUACCGCUGGAUAAAAAUGAAACUAUGAGAAAGUUGUAGUUAAUCACAAAA